CGUACACAGUCCAUUAGUGCGAUACGUACGUUGUCGCGCUCGUGCACGUUUGCGGUAAUAUUGCAAGGACUAGGAAACAUGGGGCAGAGGUGUGCGUUAACGUAUCUGCUGAUGAUGCUGCUGGUGGGCGCGAUCGUUACAAUCUGCGCUGAAGCCGCACCGUCAAACGAUACCGAUAGUGGCGAUAACUCGAUCGCCGAGAAUGGCACUGACGGAAUCAAACCGGAUGACGUGAAGUACGACAUCAUUCAGCUGUUCCAAUGCGUGAAGAAGACGAAGACCAUAGGGCCGAUUGUAAUACAGUUUUUGCAGAUCCUCAAUAUGAUCCUCCCCCUAGUGCCCCAUCAAUGGUCAGCACUAUGCACGUAUUAUGCGACCGUAAUGUUUUGGGAAACGUUCCUCACGGUGAAAUCGAUCCAAGCAAUCUUGAAGGAAUUUACAUUAAUGUUGAUGCCGCUUAUAGAAUUGCGCAUUUUCUCCACCUAAUAUCAGACGAAUUCAAAGGGUUCCGAUACGAUGCGCGUGCAUGACGUGUGCAGAACCGCCUACGUGGCAAGUUGUGCGUCGUCGUGUAUAUUUUGAAUGACUUAAAAAGCGAUACCGACUAAUUGUAACGAUAAGAGGAGCGAUGAGGACGAAAUACCGAAGCGAAGCGACGCGUGUGCCGAGCACGCCGGAAUCUAUUUCACUGGAAUACCGUAUUUAUAAGACGUCUACACGCGCAAUCUGUAUCUUUGUUUGUAAAAACGUCCGUUCGCGUUUUUUACGGCUGAAUAAAUAAUUCCGAAAUGCCGACUGAGCGAAACGAGCGUGGAAUUGUAACGGAACAAUAUGUUUCGCGCACACUGAGAGAAAAAUAAAGAUUUGUCAUUUGUUGACUAUAAUACCGUAA
Molecule: messenger RNA, 892 nt
Organism: Dinoponera quadriceps
Lineage: Eukaryota; Metazoa; Arthropoda; Insecta; Hymenoptera; Formicidae
Exons: 2
Coding region: 79-486 (135 amino acids)
Source: RefSeq, a predicted model, not a curated record